This is a messenger RNA of Choloepus didactylus (southern two-toed sloth), 1362 nucleotides long. RefSeq names its product TATA-box binding protein like 1 (gene TBPL1). Gene Ontology annotation, biological process: DNA-templated transcription initiation. Gene Ontology annotation, molecular function: DNA binding; general transcription initiation factor activity. Bases 333 to 893 code for a protein of 186 amino acids. The record is from RefSeq and is a predicted model, not a curated record. The transcript has 8 exons. Lineage: Eukaryota; Metazoa; Chordata; Mammalia; Pilosa; Megalonychidae.
ACGGGGGAGUGCGUCCGUCUCAUCAUCAUCCUUGUCCUCCAGCUGAUCCUUCGCGUCCGCCGCCACCGGCAGCAGUGCUGCCGCCGCGUCCUCUGCCGCCGCCCCCUCCUCCCACGAAUUUCUGCUUUUCACGGGACGUGCAUCUGCAGGCUCUAUAAGCGCGCUUAUUGCGAUAAGACUCAAAGUGCAGCAAAUCCACAUCUGUGAGCUCUCCAACCGCAUCUGUCACCUGCCGAUCAUUCUGAGGCUUCACUGGCAACAGCUUAGCCUGGGCUUGUGUAUUUAGGGGAUGUGAUCUUCGUGGUGGGACCCUAAGUUUUUAAACUACCCCAAUGGAUGCAGACAGCGAUGUUGCAUUGGACAUUCUGAUUACAAAUGUAGUCUGUGUUUUUAGGACAAGAUGCCAUUUGAACUUAAGGAAGAUUGCUUUGGAGGGAGCAAAUGUAAUUUAUAAGCGUGAUGUUGGAAAAGUAUUAAUGAAGCUUAGAAAACCUAGAAUUACAGCUACAAUUUGGUCCUCAGGAAAAAUUAUUUGCACUGGAGCAACAAGUGAAGAAGAAGCUAAAUUUGGUGCCAGACGUUUAGCACGCAGUCUACAGAAACUAGGUUUUCAGGUGAUAUUUACAGAUUUUAAAGUUGUUAACGUUUUGGCAGUUUGUAACAUGCCAUUUGAAAUCCGUUUGCCAGAAUUCACAAAGAAUAAUAGACCUCAUGCCAGUUAUGAACCUGAACUUCAUCCUGCAGUGUGCUAUAGAAUAAAAUCUCUAAGAGCUACAUUACAGAUUUUUUCAACAGGAAGUAUCACAGUAACAGGGCCCAACGUCAAGGCUGUGGCUACUGCUGUGGAGCAGAUUUACCCAUUUGUGUUUGAAAGCAGGAAAGAAAUUUUAUAAUUGAUCACUUCAUUGGUUAGAAUCCCUAUCUGAGCACCUUUUAAAACGUGCUGCACAUUGGACUCAAAACAAAAGGAAACUGGACCAACAGUAGUGGAGGAGGUGGACUCUUUUACUCAGUCACGGCUGCAGUUACGCUCCAGUCCCUUUGGGUUUUAUUUCAGACCUUGCUGUAAUAUAAAAAGGAAGUUUACAAGACAUGACGUUGCUGCUUUUACAAAAGGACAUUCUAUUUAUUUCUGCAGUAAUUCUCAUGUCCUCUAAGUAGAGCUGUCACAGUGUGCACUACCUUAAAUUGUUUUGUUGUUGUUGUUGUUAAUUUUUUUUUCUGGUUUGAGCUAACGUGUUUUAUUUGUGAAUAGUCUUUUACAUUUUUGUAUGCUGAAUAUGGGCACCAAAGAACCUGUAAAAGUUAUCUUUUUCAAUUGAAUGUGCACAAAUAAAAGUUUGGAAAAGACCUCUCUUCACA